Saccostrea echinata is the source of this 780-nucleotide messenger RNA. RefSeq lists its product as uncharacterized. Lineage: Eukaryota; Metazoa; Mollusca; Bivalvia; Ostreida; Ostreidae. The record is from RefSeq and is a predicted model, not a curated record. The transcript has 6 exons. Bases 27 to 617 code for a protein of 196 amino acids.
UACCUCUUAACCACGAUUAGUUCAACAUGGAGUAUUUGAUUUUUUGUGUUUUAUUGAUACUUUACUGCUGUAAGCAGAGCUGGAGUACACGGAUAACAGCUUUUGAGUAUAGAAGGCGAUGUCCGAACACAGAGGAAAAAUGGCGGCAGAGGGAAGAGGGGUAUAUAUGCCCUGCAACCACAAAGUAUCAUUGCAUUCUCACAGAAGAUGGAAAUAUAGUUGAAUUUUGCAACGAUAUAAUAUGGAUUGAGGAAGAUUACUGUCCAAUGCUUAACUUAAAAACUGGAAAUAUUGACGUCAGACUUUGUCCAGAGAACGCAGUCUGUCCGAGUGGACACUAUCUUUCCAGUACAGUCUACAAAUAUCCUGCCUGUCUUCAGAGGAAAACAGAUUUCACUACCCAUACUCCAAGGAAAACUGUGACGUCACUUAACCUUGAGGCACAUAACAGCCCGGAGACCACUGACGAUGCAGAAAACAACCUUAAUGUGAUAACUCUCCUCGUGUCUAUAGGAAUCAUUCUCACUGCCUGUAUCUCUGUUGUGGUGUUAGCCCAUGUACGAGGACAAAAAGAAAAUGCUUUACGUGAUAAGACAGCGACUAAGGAAAACGUAUAAGGAGGAACAGCAGUGGUUUCCUGUCCUUUAGGGGAUGAGAGGGUUGGACUCUUAAAAAGAAAUGUUGUAUCUUAGUAAAAUAAACCACAGCUAUAAUUCUAAAUAAAAUUAAGUCGUGUUUUGAAAACAACGUGUAUUUGAGGUUACAGAUGGUUUUUUGGUA